Eimeria acervulina is the source of this 4422-nucleotide messenger RNA. Its product is annotated as DNA-directed rna polymerase I largest subunit, putative. Gene Ontology annotation, cellular component: RNA polymerase I complex. Gene Ontology annotation, biological process: DNA-templated transcription. Gene Ontology annotation, molecular function: DNA-directed RNA polymerase activity; DNA binding. The transcript has 13 exons. The record is from RefSeq and is a predicted model, not a curated record. Lineage: Eukaryota; Apicomplexa; Conoidasida; Eucoccidiorida; Eimeriidae. The coding region runs from base 1 to 4422 and encodes 1473 amino acids.
AUGCCGGAUCCAAAUUUGGUGGUUUCAACGAACGUCAAGUCGGCGCGUUUGGAGUUUUUAGGAGAUGAAGAAAUCCGCAAGUUAUCUUGUUGUCGUGUUGUAUCUCCUGCUGCCUUUGCAGCUCCAGACUUGAGUACUGGCUCUAAGAAGCAGUGGGCAGCCGAUGCAACUGGCGCUGCAGCAGCAGCAGCUGCAGCAGCAGCAGGGCUUGCUGCUGCUGUUCCAGGGGGGCUUCAUGACAGCCGCAUGGGGGUCUUCGAUGGAAGGGAAACAUGCGGCACCUGCGGGGCCUCCGGCAGCUGCCCAGGCCAUAUCGGCCACAUAGAGCUCGAGUUACCAGCCUUGCAGCCGAUUCUGAUGCCUUCUCUUGUUAAGCUCCUCAAGGGAGUUUGUUUGCAAUGCCGUAGGCUACGGAUGCCUCGUCAGCAGAAGGGCUUGGAGGCGAAGAGGUUUCAGUUGUUGCAGCUGCUGCUGCUGAAGGAGCUGCAGCUAAUGGACUCCGCUGUGACUCGCAGCAGCAGCAGCAGCAACGUUGGGGAUGCAGAGGAAUUUAAAAGGAGGUCGGAUAUACUGAAGAUAUUUGCUGCUGUCGAUGCAGAACUUAACGCUCGCAUGCAGCAGGAGCAGCAGCAGGAGCAGCAGCAGCUUGGAGAGCAGCAGCUACUGGAGAACCCGGCGGAUUCGGGCGCAUCAGAAGCAGCAGCAGCAGCAGCAGAGUCAAAGAAGGCUUUCAUGCUGCAGCAUAUUGCAAGCGAUCUGAGUGGCAGCAGCCUUCAGGUGUCCACGUGGCGGGCCUUCCGCAGCCGAGUUCUUGAGCAGGCAGCAGCAGUGCCUCGCUGCAGCUACUGCGGCGUCGCGAAUGCAGUGUCUGUACACCUGGCGCCGAAGGGUUCAGGGGUGGAGUUGCGAUGGCCUUGGCAAUUAUCUCUUCCAUAUACCGGCACCAGCUUUUUGGGGUCUUUGUUUAAUAAAGAUGCUGCAGCAAGCAGCAGCGAAGCAGCAGCAACACCAGCAGCAGCAGCAGCAGCAGACAGCCGCGUUCACCCCGAUGAAGGCUGCCUAAAGUACACGAUUAAGUUAGGACACUCGGUGUUCUUUCAGCAGGCUUUGGCGGUGCCGGCCAACAGAUUUAGGCCUCCAACAGCAGCAGCAGCAAGAGGGUUAGGAAUGAGGGGUGCAGGGGGUAUGCUGCUGCAUCCACGCACGCAGCAGCUACAGGAUAUACUUCGACUUAACGAAAAAUUAAAGUUUGCUCUCAAUGUAUUAAAACAUCCAAACCCUUUAGAAGCUCUAAAGGACCCGACGCAGUGGAUUACGCUCUUCACAGGAGCAACAGACAAGCAGCAGCAGCAACAGCAGCAGCAGCAGCAGCAGCAGUUGGCGCCGGAGCAGCAGCAGCUUCUGCAGGAAUUCGUCGAACAACAUGCAGCAGGAGGAGGCAAAUGGCUCAGCACCUACGCGCUGCAGCUGCAACUCAAAUUAAAUGAAAUUGUUGACAAUACCAGAGCUGAAAAGCCCCAAGCAGCUCCGCCUGGCAUUCGUCAAUGGAUGGAGAGGAAGGCGGGCGCCAUCAGACAGCGCAUGCAGGGCAAACGCGUCAACUAUGCAGCGCGCACUGUCUUGGCACCUGAUGGCCUUUUGGCCCCUAAUGAGGUGGCGGUGCCUCUGGAGUUUGCAAUGAAGUUGUCUGUUCCAGAGGCGGUGACAGCCUUCAAUGCCGCGCAGUUGAGUCAAAUGAUUCGAAAUGGCCCCAAUACACACCCAGGGGCUCUGGCGCUUCAGGACGAUAAAGGAAACACGUUUAACUUGGAGUUUAUGUCUCGAUCUGCGCGAGCAGCAAAAGCGCUGGAAGUCGAAGCAUUUGCUGCUGGUGGCAGUUGUGAUGGAGGUGUAUUUAAGGUGUACAGACACCUGAGAGAUGGGGAUGUAGUAUUAAUGAAUAGGCAGCCUUCUCUUCAUCGUUUGUCUCUAAUGGCACACUUUGUUAAAGUUGCUUAUCCUCUUUCGCGUGAAUAUCAUAUUAAUACAUUUCUAGAGGCUUCAGGACUUAAGAGAAAGGAUGGGUCUUAUAGACAAGUUACUCAAAGCUUGUUAAGAAAACGCAUGCAGCAGCAGCAGCAACAGCAGCAACAGGAAGAGGGAGAACAGCAGCAACAAGCAGCAGCAGCAGCUGCUGCUGCUGCAGCAAAGGCAGAAAAAGAAAUCGCUGAACGCGUUUUUCGUAUCAACUUCGUUAACUGCAGCAGCUAUAAUGCUGACUUCGAUGGAGAUGAGAUGAAUCUUCAUGUCCCUCAGGAUGCCGUUGCGCGUUCUGAAGCUUGUCAAAUAGUAAACGCCGACUGUCAGUUUACAGUGCCGAAGAACGGAGAUUUAGUUAGAGGCCUCAUUCAAGAUUAUUGUCUCGCUGGGGCUAUCAUGACAUGCAGAGAUACGUUUCUCGAUGUUCACAGCUACCAAACACUUGUCUACGUUGGCUUAGAACGAUAUUUGGGGCAGCAGGGAGGCGGCGUGCGAAUUACUUUAGAUCGGUCAAAGCCUUUAGAGUCUUCUUUCACAAUCUCAGCAGCAGCAGCAAGCAGCAGCAGCAGCAGCAGCAGCAGCCAAAUGGGGAAUAUCGUCACUGUGCCCCCUGCAGUAGUCUGGCCGAAACGCCUCUGGACGGGCAAACAGGUCAUUACAACAAUUCUGAAGACCCUCGUCGAUGGCUUUGCCCGCACUCGCCUCCGCCGCUGCGCUGCAUCUAGCAGCAGCAGCAGCGGCAGCAGCAAAAGAGCAGCAGAAGCGUUAAAAGGCUAUAAAGGUAUUAAUUUACAGUCAUCAUCAAAGACACCGGGUGAUGCUUGGGGAGGUGCAGAAGACGGAGAGAAAGAAGAAGGUCGGGUUAUUAUUAGGGACUCGGAGUUGUUGCAGGGUGUCUUUGAUAAGAAUCAGUUUGGCAGCAGCAGCGGGGGUUUGCUGCACUGCGUUUAUUUGCUGCUGGGCGGUCGCGCUGCUGCGAUGUUGCUGCAGUGCCUCAGCGCUUUAUUCUCUUGCUUCCUCAAGAUGUACGGCGCAACGACGUCGCCUGCUGAUUUUAUGUUGAGGACGGAGGGCAUGGAGAGAAGAAAAGAAUUAAUAAAUAAAGUUAUCGAGGCCGGCACGUUUCUUCAAGAGCAUUUUGCUUGGAGGCUGUCAUCGCACUUAGGCUGUGCUGCUGACCAGGCGCAUCAGCGGCUGCAGCAGCGCGUUGCUGCUGCUAAGAAACGCCAACCUGCAGCAGCAGCAGCAGCAGCAACACCAGAAGCAGCAGCAACGGGGACAGGAACAGAAAAUGCAGCUGCAGCAGAACGGAAAGCUGAAGCAGCAGCAGCAGCUGCUGCUGCAUUUGAAUCUGGUGAUGGUGAGGGAGGGCUGCAGCGCAGGAAGCAUGCGCUGCUAAAGAUGGCUGCAGCAGCAGCAGCAACUGCAGCAGCAGCAGCAGGAGGGGCAGAGGAUGGAAGCUCACCUGCAGCAGAAGAUGCUGCUGCUGCUGCAGGCGUCUUAGCAGAGAAAUUGUCUCUCGCGCGUCUCGCUGAUGCUGCUGCAGAGCUGUUGGACAGCACGCAGCAGCAGCAGCAGCAGAAGCAGCAGCAGCAGCUGAAUCCAUGGCUGCUGCUCAGGCAAAGGCAGCUGCCGCUUGCAGCUGCUGGGGUGCGCCCCACAGCUGCUGCUGCGGCCCAGCAGCUACGAGAGCUGCUGCAAGUGCUGCGACGCAUGCAAGGGAUGCCGCAGCAGCAGCGCGAGCUUUUGCUGCUGCUGAGUUCAUCUUCUCUGCUGCAGCAGCAGCUGCCAAGGGUGGCGAAGCUGUUGCAAACGCAGAGACUGCUGCCGCUUCAUAUGCAGCCUUUGAGCAGCAGCAGCAGCAGCAGCAGCAGCAGCAGCAAGGCGGCAGGCGCAGGUGGAAGCCUCUCGUCGCAGCUGAAAUUCCCUCCACCUAACGUUGUGGUGAGUCUCCAAGCAGCAGCAGCAGCAGCAGCAGCAGAAGCACCAGAAGCAGCAGCAAGGAGCAGCAGCAGCAGCAGAAGCAGCAGAAGCUGGAAGCUCACAUGCAACAAAAGAUAUGCUGCUGCUGCUGCAGGCAUCCUAGCAGCAGCAGCAAUAGCAGCAGCAAGGAGCAGCAGCAGCAGCAGCAGCAGUAGCAGGAGGAAGGAACAGUGGCGCUUCCCGACGGGGGGUCAAUUGAAGGCAGCGCGCGAUAUCUGCGCCCUCAGUUAUAUCAUCCUUCUUGGCUUUGGCAGCAGCAGCAGCAGCAGCAGCAGCAGCAGCAAAGUGCUGCUGCUGCUUUUGCUGCUGGGUCUUUCGAUUCCCCAGAGCGCUAUGUACUGCAAAGUGCAGCAGCAGCUGCUGCUGCAACUGCAAGCAAACAACGAGCGCUGCUGGCGCCCUCCAUCAUUACUCAGGUAG